Messenger RNA from Oncorhynchus mykiss (rainbow trout), 3136 nucleotides. RefSeq lists its product as uncharacterized. The record is from RefSeq and is a predicted model, not a curated record. Gene Ontology annotation, molecular function: NAD+ poly-ADP-ribosyltransferase activity; metal ion binding. Lineage: Eukaryota; Metazoa; Chordata; Actinopteri; Salmoniformes; Salmonidae. Gene Ontology annotation, cellular component: nucleus.
AAUCCUUAUUGUGGCUAGCUUCACAUAGGUAGAAGUGGUUUAUUGCAGGUACCUGUUUUGAAUGCAGAGGAAAGUUCUACUUCAGCGUUGUCAAUGUUUGCUGUCAAUAUGUACAGUCAUGCAUUUGAACCGAUUUGAACAGUCAAGGCAGAAGAUCUACGGUGACGGACAUGGAUACAACAGCUCUGGUCUAUAAGAUCCUCUGUGCCCAUAAUGGGUAUUUUGAGCUGGAAGAAAUGCGUGCCAACUUUAGCACGCCAGAAGAUGACCUGGAGAGUGUUUUAGGGAAUCAGGAUAUGUUUACCAGUGCUGUCUUUGAGGGAAACAAACUGAUAUUUGCCAAGACGAAGAUGAGAUUAUGCAGAGACAAGGAAUGUAAUGGCUGCAGCAAUUUACAUCUGUGUAUAUUCUACCUUUAUGGAACGUGUCGAUUCAAUGAAGGACAACGGUGCCACUUCUGUCAUGAGCUGACGUCAGAAUACAACAUCAGAGUCCUGAGAGAGCAUCACCUGGAGAAAUUGGACAAGAGGGAGCUGUGUAUAUUACUACUGCAGAAUGACAACACCCUCUUACCCCCAGUUUGCUUCACAUACAACAAAGGUAGUGGAGAGUACGGAUACUGUCCUGACAAGGAGAAAUGCAGAAGACUCCACGUCUGUCAGCGCUACAUUACAGGAACCUGUGCUGCAGAUGUGGACUGUGACAGGUCUCACGACUUCUACGAGCCCCACCCGCUCAACACCCUACAGCAGAGGGGAGUACCUAAUGAACUGGUGGCAUCCAUGUUGUACACCUACCGCAACAACCAGGCCAUUCAGUAUGAGGAAGGCUCUAGACCUGUGUGUCAUCCUCCUCCACCACCACCACCCCCACCCCCACAAACAUAUCUCCCGGCCCCCAAUGUUGUCCAAAGAGAGACCCACUACAUCCACUUGCAGCCAAUCAUAGUACACUCACAAGUGACCCCUUCAAUGCUCUGCAAUUUCAAGUUAAAAUCACGUCCCUUUGUCCAGACCAAAUCCAAGAGCCAUACUAAGCCAUCAUCAGCUUCACACCAAUCAAAACCCUCUAAACCACCUACACCAGCUCCACACCAAUCAAAAUCCACGAAACCACCUUCACCAGCUCCACACCAAUCAAAAUCCUCUAAAGGCCCUCCACCAACUCCACAGCAAUCAAAAUCCUCUAAAGCGCCUCCACCAACUCCACAGCAAUCAAAAUCCUCUAAAGCGCCUCCACCAACUCCACAACAAUCAAAAUCCUCUAAACCGCCUCCACCAACUCCACAGCAAUCAAAAUCCUCUAAACCGCCUCCACCAACUCCACAGCAAUCAAAAUCCUCUAAACCGCCUCCACCAACUCCACAGCAAUCAAAAUCCUCUAAACCGUCUCCACCAACUCCACAGCAAUCAAAAUCCUCUAAACCGCAUCCACCAGCUCCACACAAAUCAAAAUCCUCUCAACCAGCUCCACAUCAACCAAAAACAACCAAAGCUCCUCCAUCAGCCAGGCGAAGAUGAAUUUUUGUCAACCCCGAUGUAAUUUAAAAAAAAUAAUAAUCCACAUUUCCUGUUGCUUCAGGAUUGUUUUCCUGCUGUGAAGAAACUGGUCAAAUUAAGAUCCUACAUCAGUAUCAUACUGACAAGAUAUACAGUACGUACAUGGGUCAGGAUUUGAACCCUUGGGGGUAGGAGAAAACUGAGACUGUUUGACAGGAGCAUUAUCUCUCUGCACCACCCCUAAGCCUUGCUUGUUAGAAUUUUAUGAUAUCUUGAUAGUUACAUGUGUUUCCAGAAUACAUCAGAAGAGAGCAGCCUUGGCUGGAUUUUAAUUCACAACAUUUGCGCUUCUAAUAUGUAUUUGAUCAACUUUCUAAUAUAGAAAUGAAGAAAGUGUUUAUUGUGCAAAAUCCUUAUGUUUUGAGACUGACAUACUUCAUAUCUCAAGGCUAUAGCCUGACAGAAUUUCAAAAGAAACAAAGAGAAAAGUAUUAUUUCUCUACUGUGCAGUGACCAUUCCUCUCUGCCACCAUAGCACUUGAAAUGGAGGUCAUACAUUUGGACACCACAGAAACACUUUUUAUAUACAGUACAAAUAGUAUAUGAAGUCAAAUGCAUAUCACCUGAUCAGGGGUUGCUGGGCACAAAGGAUCACCUGACGAAGAGGAUUAACGUGCGAGUCCUACUGUACAGACGUAGGAUCUUAAUUUGAGCCAGUUUUCUACAGCAGGAAAAUAAUCCUGCAGCAAUAGGAAAUGUGGAUUAUAAUUAUGGACAUUUUUGUAGGGCUUGAUACAUUUUUCGUUUGUGCGAAUCAAGUUUGAAUUUUCAAAUUGGAAAUUAAAAAGUUUAGAAGCAUUUUAUUAACUCAUACUCUAAGUUUGGGGCGGCAGGGUAGCCUAGUGGUUGGAGCGUUGGACUAGAAACCAACCGAGCUGACAAGGUGCAAAUCUGUCGUUCUGCCCCUGAACAUGCAGUUAACCCGCUGUUCCUAGGCCUUCACCAGAAAUAAGAAUUAGUCAUUAACUGACUUGCCUAGUUAAAUAAAGGAUUUUAAAAAGUUUGCAUUUCUUGCCAACGUGGUCUCAGAGCAUUUCAUAUUAUUCUGUACGUUAUGAGGUUUCUGUGUUAUGCACUAUAGACCAUUACCAUAUAUAUGAUUGAAUAUUAUCUGCUGUUGGCUUGUGUGGAUGUAUGUAUGUGUUAUGCAACAUAACUGACUUGAAACAUUGUUAAAAGUGUCAGGGCCAUGGGACUUUCUCAUGAUGGAAAAAUACAGAAGACAGGGCACAUUCAGAGCGUGGGGUUGCAGAAAAAGCGGUAUUUUGUUAGAUAACAGGAGCCAGGUGCGAGAUAACGGUAUGGAGCAUGAGCGCAUGGAUGUUCUUCACAGCAACAGUUACAUCUAUCAACAGAAGCGCCAAGAGGCGGGGACCCGCCUGAGCGCCUGCAAUAGGCUGAGCAAGUUUAAACCACGCCCAGACUCUACUGUGAAGGGCCAACAGACGGGUUGGAACUGUCUAUCACAGUAUAAAGAAUUCUCUGUUUUUGCCCUGCAGGUGGGACAGAGAGUCCGUAUAUACGAAAAUUGCAUUAACCACUUAUUGCUUAGCUAAUAAAAAAUACAUAGUAUACAA